Molecule: messenger RNA, 2923 nt
Organism: Artibeus jamaicensis (Jamaican fruit-eating bat)
Lineage: Eukaryota; Metazoa; Chordata; Mammalia; Chiroptera; Phyllostomidae
Gene: NDEL1
Product: nudE neurodevelopment protein 1 like 1
Exons: 9
Coding region: 194-1231 (345 amino acids)
Biological process (GO): chromosome segregation; vesicle transport along microtubule; microtubule nucleation
Cellular component (GO): kinesin complex; centrosome; kinetochore
Molecular function (GO): microtubule binding
Source: RefSeq, a predicted model, not a curated record
AUGGCCUCGGACACCCAGGCAGUCCCUGACGUGUCGGGAGGAGCGGCGCGCGGCGGUACGCGGAGUGGAGCUCAGGGCUGCGCAGGGGAGCGGAGCUGAGCGCCCGGGCUGGCCUGGUGAGCCGGGCGGAGCGGAGACGUCGGUCGGGGAGCGGCGAACAUGCGCGUUUGACCUCUCGGAGGCUUUCUUGAUCAUGGAUGGUGAAGAUAUACCAAAUUUUUCAAGUUUAAAGGAGGAAACUGCUUAUUGGAAGGAACUGUCCAUAAAGUAUAAGCAAAGCUUUCAGGAAGCUCGGGAUGAGCUAGUUGAAUUUCAGGAAGGAAGCAGAGAAUUAGAAGCAGAGUUGGAGGCACAAUUAGUACAGGCUGAACAAAGAAAUAGAGACUUGCAAGCUGAUAACCAAAGACUGAAAUAUGAAGUGGAAGCGUUAAAGGAGAAACUAGAACAUCAGUACGCACAAAGCUACAAGCAAGUCUCAGUGUUAGAAGAUGAUUUAAGUCAGACUCGAGCCAUUAAGGAGCAGUUGCAUAAGUAUGUGAGAGAGCUGGAGCAGGCCAAUGAUGACCUCGAGCGAGCAAAAAGGGCAACAAUAGUUUCGCUGGAAGACUUCGAACAAAGGCUAAAUCAGGCCAUUGAACGAAAUGCAUUUUUAGAAAGUGAACUUGAUGAGAAGGAAUCUUUGUUGGUCUCUGUACAGAGGUUAAAGGAUGAAGCAAGAGAUUUGAGACAAGAAUUAGCUGUUCGGGAAAGGCAACAGGAAGUAACCAGAAAAUCGGCCCCCAGUUCUCCAACUCUAGACUGUGAAAAGACGGAUUCUGCUGUCCAGGCCUCACUUUCGUUACCAGCUACUCCUGUUGGCAAAGGAACAGAGAACAGUUUUCCUUCACCAAAAGCUAUACCAAACGGUUUUGGUACCAGUCCACUAACUCCUUCAGCUAGGAUAUCAGCACUAAACAUUGUGGGGGAUCUCUUACGGAAAGUAGGGGCUUUAGAAUCCAAAUUAGCAGCUUGCAGGAAUUUUGCAAAGGACCAAGCAUCACGGAAAUCCUAUAUGUCAGGGAAUGUUAACUGUGGGGUGAUGAAUAGCAACGGCACAAAGUUCUCUAGAUCAGGGCAUACGUCAUUCUUCGACAAAGGGGCAGUAAACGGCUUUGACCCGGCUCCUCCUCCUCCUGGUCUGGGCUCCUCACGCCCCUCGUCGGCACCGGGUAUGCUGCCUCUCAGCGUGUGAGUGCCCAGCCUGCAGGUGGGGACUCCGGCCCUCCUCCAUCAACCCGGGACACCCACGCCUCACCCUUCAGCGCCUGGGCCCGGCCCGCGCCCCUCUGUCUGCCUCCCAGGGCCGGCAGAGGGCGGGCUGCAUGCAGUGGCGGCUGCCGGCCCUGCCCAGCCCCAGGACUCUGCGCGAUAUCAAUACUGGCUAUUUUCUCCUCUCGCCGUAGUGCCGUUGGUUUCACACGAUUGCACUUUGUGGGUCACACAGUGAUACAUACGUGUAUUACUUGGUCUCCGGAUACAGAAGUACCCGUUCAUCACACCUGCCUCAGCCUCCACCCUGCAGUGCCGAUAGGGUUUAGUCGUAUUUAGGACAUUGCAAAUCUUCUAGAAGUUCUCUCCCAAAUCAGGUCAACGUGCGCCCUCCCGAGCUCCUGCCCCAGCGUCUUCAGUGCUCACGAUCACGUGUCCCCCAGCUCCGCCCCACACAGUUUGGGCCUGUUGCUGGCUGAGUCAGGAAGGUCCUGGAGUUAGGGAACAUUUGCUGCACCUUUUGAUUUGACUUCAGCAGUCGUCAUCCCGUAGACCUGCCUCCCAGAGCAGGGGCCUCCGGGGCCUGGGGGCCGGGGGGCGGGGCCUCUGUGCUGUCUUCUCCUCCGGCUUCCUCAGGCCAGGGGUGGAGGUGGUGGCGUUUCUGGCCCUUCAGUUAAGUGACGGCUUCACAGCUUUUUUGUUUUGUCUUCUGAGGGCCUCUCUAGUGUAGGAAGGGAGGAGUGAGUGCCCUGAUUCCAGGGGCUGGCUGGUGCGGCUCCGGGGGGCAGACUGGGUGGCUGUCCCUGUGUGUCCUUUGAUUGCUCUCAUGCUGCGUUUACUGUUUACAUUUGUUUUAUUGUACAUAGAUUUGUAAACAUUGCCUAAGAUAUUUGUAUAUAACUUGGGCUUUGUAGCUUUUAUUUAUUCAGAACUCAUAUGGCAUGUUAAUGACUUACGAUGGUGUCCUACUCUGGGCAGCUGUAUAGGAUCAUCAUGUGGUUAAAAAAAGAAGAAGAAGAAAAUACUUCCCCUCAAAAAAAAUCUUUUAAUGUGGAAAAAAUAAAUUUCACACAAAAAAGUAUCAAGGUUGUGUUACUGUGUUCCUGCCAUCCUGUGAGAGAAGAACUGAAGUUACAAAGCCGAGUUCGGCUGCCACUGCUGCUCUGACGAGGGACGUGCGGGUGGGCCAUAGCCCUGCCGCUGUCCGGUGCGCCGCUGAGCUAACUCUCGGUGCUGGCUUCUCCUCCUUGCUGUGACUCCAGGAGCAGCUGGCGAGUGGCUCCGACCCCUCAUGCAAACCUGGGAGGAAAGACUGGGACUUUGAGGGGGCAGUUUGCUAGGUCGCAGGAUAACCAGGAUAGAUCCAGGAAUGGGUCCAUCAGCUGUGCUGCCUUUCGUGGCACAUGUUGGUGUUCUGGGGUUAGAGGUUAUAGUUAGAGGUUACUUGGGUUGGGACUUUUCUCCCUUAGGUUGAUGUUGGCAAGUGAGAGAAUGUGCCAGAUGUCCGGUAGCAAAGCAUAAGGUGACUGGACUUGAGAAAUGUGUAAAUGGAGUCUAUGAGUGUAUCAGAUUCUGGACAUUGCUUAUAACAAAGAGCAUAGCAGUAUAGUGUAUAGUUUUAAAACCAUAAAUAAAUGAGAAGUGAAUCCAAUUCCUAAGUGAAUAAAAAACCUCA